UUCGGGUCCGCCUGUACACAUGUUCGGUCAGAAUUUCAUUUGUCAAUUCGUCAUAACUUGUUGCUCACGAAGCCUGACCAGAAGAAAUUAUUUGUUUUCCCGUUAUACCCUUGACUUCGGUAACGAAACCCACAGCGACAUCCCUGUCCUUGUGAAAAUCUUGUAGGGGUAAAAAUGUCAUCGUGAAACCAGACAAGUUCUCUUAUAAACGGUAAAUCCCUAAACAACAUUGGCCGAUAGAUUGAUCUCAUUUCUCUGUCUCAUUUCUGUCUCAACUUAAACCCUAAGACCAACCUUAAACCCUCCCGUCGACAUGGCAGCCUCCGUGCUUCUUCGCUCCUUGCGCCGCCGAGAGCUACACUCUGCUUCUUUGUCCGGUUACAGAUCGCUGACUUCAAAUGCAAAGACCUCACUGGCAACCUCUCCAUUUGCUAGCAAAUUGUCUUCUUUAGCAAGGCCCUUCAGUUCAAGGCCUGUUGGAAACGAUGUAAUUGGUAUUGACUUGGGUACCACUAAUUCUUGUGUGGCAGUUAUGGAGGGAAAGAGUCCUAAAGUAAUUGAGAAUGCUGAGGGGACCCGAACCACGCCAUCAGUUGUGGCUAUCAACCAGAAAGGAGAGCUGCUUGUGGGAACCCCUGCCAAGCGCCAGGCAGUAACCAACCCCACAAACACACUUUUUGGGACCAAACGUAUGAUUGGAAGACGUUUUGAUGACCCACAGACACAAAAAGAAAUGAAAAUGGUGCCUUAUAAGAUUGUGAGAGCUCCUAGCGGGGACGCAUGGGUAGAAGCAAAUGGGCAGACAUAUUCACCAAGCCAAAUAGGGGCUUUUGUUCUCACCAAAAUGAAAGAAACUGCUGAGUCAUAUCUUGGGAAAACAAUCAACAAAGCUGUUAUCACUGUUCCAGCGUAUUUCAAUGAUGCUCAGCGACAAGCAACGAAGGAUGCUGGGAGGAUCGCCGGUCUAGAUGUUCAGAGGAUCAUCAAUGAACCCACUGCUGCUGCACUGUCAUAUGGGUUAAACAAUAAGGAAGGGCUCAUUGCUGUCUUUGAUCUUGGAGGAGGAACCUUUGAUGUUUCUAUUUUAGAAAUUUCAAAUGGUGUAUUUGAGGUCAAAGCUACUAAUGGAGACACCUUUUUGGGAGGGGAAGAUUUUGACAAUGCACUGUUAGAGUUCCUGGUUAGCGAGUUUAAGAGGACUGAGAAUAUUGAUCUUACAAAGGACAGGCUUGCCCUACAGAGACUUAGAGAAGCAGCUGAAAAGGCUAAGAUAGAGCUCUCAUCCACAUCUCAGACCGAAAUCAACUUGCCAUUCAUAACUGCUGAUGCUUCUGGAGCAAAACAUUUAAAUAUAACUCUAACCAGAUCAAAGUUCGAAGGAUUGGUGAACCACUUAAUUGAGAGGACAAGAAACCCAUGCAAGAACUGUUUGAAGGAUGCAGGGAUAACAGUCAAGGAAUUGGAUGAAGUUUUGCUUGUUGGUGGGAUGACUCGUGUUCCCAAGGUUCAAGAAAUAGUGGCUGAAAUUUUUGGUAAAAGCCCAAGUAAAGGUGUCAAUCCUGAUGAAGCAGUUGCUAUGGGAGCUGCUAUUCAAGGUGGCAUCCUUCGGGGUGAUGUUAAGGAGUUACUCUUGUUGGAUGUGACCCCUUUAUCACUUGGUAUUGAAACUCUUGGUGGAAUUUUCACUAGGCUUAUCAACAGAAAUACAACCAUCCCUACCAAGAAAUCUCAGGCUUUCUCAACAGCGGCUGACAACCAGACUCAGGUGGGGAUUAAAGUACUACAGGGUGAGCGUGAAAUGGCAUCUGAUAACAAGCUUUUGGGUGAAUUUGAACUAGUUGGCAUCCCACCUGCACCUCGAGGCAUGCCACAGAUUGAAGUGACUUUUGACAUUGAUGCCAAUGGAAUCGUCACUGUUUCUGCUAAGGAUAAGGCGACAGGAAAGGAACAGCAGAUCACAAUCCGCUCAUCUGGAGGUCUUUCAGAUGAUGAAAUCGAGAGGAUGGUCAAGGAGGCUGAACUGCAUGCUCAGAGAGACCAGGAGAAGAAGGCUUUGAUUGACUUGAAAAACAGUGCUGACACAACCAUAUACAGCAUCGAGAAGAGCUUGAACGAGUACAGAGACAAGGUUCCAGCUGAGGUUGCUACAGAGAUAGAGUCUGCCGUGGCAGACCUGAGGAAAGCACUUACUGGCGAGAAUAUCAAUGACAUCAAGGCCAAACUUGACGCUGCAAACAAGGCUGUUUCGAAGAUUGGUGAGCACAUGUCUAAAGGCUCUAGUGAUUCUGGUUCAUCCUCUGCAGGAUCUCAGGGUGGUGAGCAGACACCAGAGGCAGAAUAUGAGGAGGCUAGGAAGUAGAGAUCGAUAGAAUUCCAAAUGAUUAACCGAUACAACAUUUCAUUAUUUUGAUUGGUAGUGUUUCCUCAUAGUUUUGGCGGUUUUGUAUCUUAAUUGGUUGUAGACCCGAGGUGAGAGAACUCAUAAGAAAAAUACUGGAUCAGCAGUCUUCAUUUUUUCUGGCACUGAAGAUCAUAAAAUGCCAGUACGAUAAAAUUUUGUUCAAUUUUUCUGUGCUUUUUGUGAGCUUUUUUUGUCGAACUUCGCCCUGGAUAAGCUACUGUUACUGUGAAAUAAGAUCUGUUGUAGGAUAUA
Molecule: messenger RNA, 2653 nt
Organism: Carica papaya (papaya)
Lineage: Eukaryota; Viridiplantae; Streptophyta; Magnoliopsida; Brassicales; Caricaceae
Gene: MTHSC70-1
Product: mitochondrial heat shock protein 70-1
Biological process (GO): protein folding
Molecular function (GO): ATP-dependent protein folding chaperone; ATP binding
Source: RefSeq, a predicted model, not a curated record